Saccostrea echinata is the source of this 1062-nucleotide messenger RNA. Its product is annotated as fibrinogen-like protein A. Bases 1 to 1062 code for a protein of 353 amino acids. Lineage: Eukaryota; Metazoa; Mollusca; Bivalvia; Ostreida; Ostreidae. The record is from RefSeq and is a predicted model, not a curated record. The transcript has 6 exons.
AUGGAAUUAGCGGCGAGUCCUAAGGUGAUCAGUGUGUACCUCAUUGGACAAACCCUAACUCUUUUACAGACAUGCUACUCUCAGUGCUUCGACCCAAAGACUUUAAUCAUUAGCAAUUAUGAAAACCCCUCAGUACCUGGUUUUAACCUUUUGAACAAUGCUGGAAUAAGAAUGUGCAUGAUGGUUUGUAACAAAUUUGAGUUGUGUCGCUCAGUGGAUUGGAUACGCGAAAAAAAGAUAUGCCGGAUAAACACAAGAUUUGCCACAAAAAAUGUCAGUGGAUUAAUGACCGAAGGUCGCACCAUUCAUGUUGACCGAGAAAAUUUUCCGAAGCACCUGGCUGCCGAUUGUCCCAAGCAUGCCUGUACCGAGGAUGCCAUUUGUCUUCGGGGCAACUGUAUGCCUGUUUUAAAAGAAAAAAUAUAUAAAGAUUGUUCAGAUAUUGUGAAAAGAAACCCAAGCAAGAAAGGACAAAAUGGAGUGUAUGUUAUUUACCCUGACAUUCUGAGAGAAGUCUUCUGUGACAUGACGACUGAUGGAGGAGGGUGGACGGUUAUUCAGAAACGACAGGAUGGUGACGUCGAUUUUUACAGGACAUGGAUAGAGUAUAAAAACGGAUUUGGGAAUGCCACUAAAAAUUAUUGGAUAGGGAAUGAAGCAAUCUACGCCUUAACAAAGGAUAAAAACCAAGAACUCCGUGUUGAUCUCCACAGACAUAAUGGAGAACAGGCCUAUGCUUUAUAUACCACAUUUUACCUCGGAGACGAAAACAAUAAAUAUACCCUUACAGUAUCUGGAUAUAACGGAACAGCGGGAGACAGUUUGGAUUAUCACAAUGGUAUGAAAUUCAGCACAAAGGACCAAGACAACGAUAACGGGAGUGGUUUUAGUUGUGCUACAGACCGACACGGAGCCUGGUGGUACAACAGCUGUGACCACUCAAACCUUAACGGACAGUACGCCACAUCAGCUGUGUCUGGUGACAAAUACCCGGUAUGGGAUCACUGGAAAGGAUGGGAAGCAUUAAAGCAGACUGUGAUGAUGAUAAGACACAAAAACUAG